AUGCUCUUUGCUGUGCCGAAAAAGGGCCGCCUGUACGACCACUGCCUGGGCCUGCUCAACAACAUUGGCAUCGAGUUCAACCGCAAGCCGCGCCACGACAUUGCUCUGGUCUCAAACCUCCCAAUUGCGCUGGUGUUCCUGCCGGCCGCCGAUAUCGCCACAUACGUGGCCAAGGGCAACAUCGACAUUGGAAUCACAGGCCUGGACAUUAUCCGCGAGUCACAGACCGAGGAGGACGUGACCGAGCUGAUGCGCCUUGGAUUUGGCAAAUGCAAGCUGCAGGUGCAGGCGCCGGUAGCCAGCGCGGCAGCCUCAGCCCAGGACCUCGUCGGCAAGCGGAUCGUGACCAGCUUCAUCAACCUGACGCGGAAGCGGUUUGCUGAGCUGGAAGGUGUCAGCGAGGACGAGAUGAGGACGCAGGUGCGGUUUGUGUCGGGCAGUGUCGAGGCUGCAUGUGGACUUGGCCUGGCCGACGGCAUCGUCGAUCUGGUUGAGUCUGGCGACACCAUGCGCGCCGCGGGCCUGCACGCCAUCGACACGAUCCUGGAUACCGAGUCGGUUCUGAUCACCAACAAGCACAUGCGCUUCCCCGACAUGGCCCAGAUCAUCCGCCAGCGUGUCGAGGGCGUGAUGACCGCCCGCCGGUUUGUGCUGUGCCAGUACAACAUUGCCCGCGAGGGGCUCGAGAGGGCCUGCGCGAUUACGCCAGGCCGCCAGGCGCCCACCGUCACGUCGUUGGAGCAGCCCGGGUGGGUUGCCGUCAGCGUCAUGGUCGAGAAGAAGCAGCUGGCCGACAAGAUGGACCAGCUCAAGCUGGCUGGUGCCACCGACAUUUUAGUCCUUCAGAUUGCCAACGCCCGUGCAUGA
Messenger RNA from Linderina pennispora, 867 nucleotides. Its product is annotated as ATP phosphoribosyltransferase. The transcript has a single exon. The record is from RefSeq and is a predicted model, not a curated record. Gene Ontology annotation, molecular function: magnesium ion binding; ATP phosphoribosyltransferase activity. Gene Ontology annotation, biological process: L-histidine biosynthetic process. Gene Ontology annotation, cellular component: cytoplasm. Lineage: Eukaryota; Fungi; Kickxellomycota; Kickxellomycetes; Kickxellales; Kickxellaceae. Bases 1 to 867 code for a protein of 288 amino acids.